Molecule: messenger RNA, 267 nt
Organism: Rotaria sp. Silwood2
Lineage: Eukaryota; Metazoa; Rotifera; Eurotatoria; Philodinida; Philodinidae
Source: the annotation of a GenBank genome assembly
AUGUACUUAAAAGCAUAUGCAGUGCAUUAUCUUGAUGUUAGUUAUUGCCACGUUCAAACACUUAUUGCAGCUUUUCUAUUAUUAAUACAUUUACGAGCUGAACAAACAUGUUUUGAUGAUCGAUCUGAUGUCAUGACACGAACACAUAAAUGUGAUAAUUUUAUGGAUCUUGUCGCACUUAUAGAACAAAAUGCCAAGCAAUUAUCGUUUAAUGUAUUUUUAGCUGAAAUGGAUAAACUUUCAUUAGCUGAUAUUGAUCUUGCUUAA